Amborella trichopoda is the source of this 827-nucleotide messenger RNA. The record is from RefSeq and is a predicted model, not a curated record. NCBI's taxonomy places the organism in Eukaryota, Viridiplantae, Streptophyta, Magnoliopsida, Amborellales, Amborellaceae.
AUUUUUGUUUAUUUAUUUUUUGUUUCGUUUUUGCAGCUUCGAGAAAACUGUUUGAAGAGGAUUCGGGAUGAUAGAGCUAAGCUCUUACGCAGACUCAGGUUAUCUGGCAAGACUCCCACCACCCACAAAGAGAUUGUAGCAUCUACUUUUAAGGAAAUUCUUUCUGAUGAACUGGAAAAGAUUAAGGAGUCAUCUUUCAUUGACUGCAAGGAAAUAUCCGUACCCCAUGUUGAUGAUUUAGUAUGGGACUAUAGUAGCCGGGAUGUUGCCUAUGUAACAACUGAAAAUGAGUAUAUUGACUUGAUGCUAGAGAUGGAAAGGCUUCUUCGUAAAGAUAUUGAAGAGCAACUUAUUGUCAAAGAUAUAGCUGAGAACGAGGACUUUGAGAAUGUUUCUCAAGCAGAGGAAGAUUACAUCAUUCAAUCUCUAGAACAUUUACAACUUCGAGAGUGCCAGAAAGAAAAUUUCUGGUGUCCUAUUUGCACAAAGGGAUGUUUGCAAGAGAAGCUCCAUUUCAUUUACUGUCGGUCCUGUAACCUUCAACUGGACAUUCAAAGCGACAAGGUUGAUCUGGACUAUUUACGCAUGCGAUUAGGUGAGGUCCUCGACGAGCAUCUUGACAAAGGAUGCCAUGCAAAACCAGAGUUUUGCAUGGAGAAUAGGUUCGGCUUAUCGGCAUUGUAUCUUCGUUGUUAUGCCUGCAAUAGCCUAGAGAUUGUGUUGUGAAGUUUUAUUUAUUCAAAUUUAUAGAAAUCCUUGUAAAGAAAAUGUAUUGUGGAUAUCCAAAAUAGUCAAUUUAAUAAGGAAAAAUGAAGUUUUGUUAAGUA